This is a messenger RNA of Meira miltonrushii, 883 nucleotides long. RefSeq lists its product as uncharacterized. The transcript has a single exon. NCBI's taxonomy places the organism in Eukaryota, Fungi, Basidiomycota, Exobasidiomycetes, Exobasidiales, Brachybasidiaceae. Gene Ontology annotation, biological process: mitochondrial translation. The record is from RefSeq and is a predicted model, not a curated record. Gene Ontology annotation, cellular component: ribosome; mitochondrial large ribosomal subunit. Bases 126 to 806 code for a protein of 226 amino acids. Gene Ontology annotation, molecular function: structural constituent of ribosome; rRNA binding.
AGCCUGAGUGAAAAUAUUCCAAUUCUUCCUUGUAGUGGUGAGCAAUUGCAUAUCAUGAUCAUCAUCGUACUACUGUCAUCAGAAGCAUCUGCUUAGGCAUAAACGGCUACAAAUAUACCAACAGCAUGCUAUCAGCACUCACACAAAGUCUAGGGCGACUCUCACUAAGAACCGCGAGCCCGGCUUCGUCCAACAUCGGCGCAUCUACUUCCUCUAAUUUGUCCCUCUUUCGAACCGGUAAUGCUUCAUCAUCAUGGCCACAACAGCAGAUGCGAUUCAAAUCUCAAUUAGCACCAAGGAGAACUAAGUACCGUAAAGCACAUAAAGGAAGAGUACCGUUGGCUAUCGGAGGAUCCUUGAAAGGCACAACGUUGAACGAUGGAAUGUAUGGAAUUCGUCUUUUGGAACCAGCGAGAUUAUCCGCCAAACAGCUACAAUCUGCCGAGACAGCAUUAAAGAGAAAGCUCAAGGCUAUAAAAGGAGCACAAGUAUUCUUGCGUGUGUUUCCCGAUAUUCCCGUUUGCGUAAAAGGUAAUGAAACUCGUAUGGGUAAAGGAAAAGGAUCUUUUGAAUUUUGGGCAUGCAGAGCUACAAUUGGAAAAGUAAUCUUUGAAAUUGGAGGACCGGUAGAAAUUCGACCAGAAAUAGCAAAAGAAGCAUUAAAGCUCGCAGCAGUCAAAUUGCCGGUAAAGAGCGAAUUUAUAACGAGGGAAUCAGCACCAAGAUUGGGACAGAUUGUCGAGCAAACUAUUCCACCUGGAUCAGCCGUUGGACAUGGUGGAUCUGGAGUCGUUACUUCUGCAUGAUUACCUUGAAUCCUGGAUAUGUAUGAAUAGAUAUAAUUACACUUUCUCACCUUCAAACACUCGAUCUACAUCAAAUA